ACCAGAUGAGCGUUGACAGCAGAGACCACUGGAUUUACUGUUCAAGAGAAAUCAAAGCCAGGCUGUUGUCGAGUUAGACAUGUCCAUUACAACCUGUCAGAAGGUUACUUUGAUAUCAUGCUCGGUGCUCUGUGUGUCUCUUUUCUUGCCCAGGAUGCUUUUACCUAGAGCCAAAAAGGAGAUGGGACAACCACCGGUUGGCCCUGGAUUCCGUCCGCCAGGGAUGCAUCCGGUGUCAUUGGCCGAUGACCCGCAACAGUGGGAUGCAGAUCUGUUCCACUCCAUGACAUACAGCGCUGAGGCCACUGCCAAAGCCAGAAGCAUUGGACGUGGUAAAAAAUACAACUUGAUGACUCAAGUCAUACCCAUAUAUGGAUUUGGAAUUCUUCUUUACAUCCUCUAUAUAAUCUACAAGUUGACCUGCAAGGACAAGAAUACUACAAAAUCAAGGCAGUACAGUACAACUAUGAGCAUGGAGAGGAAUAUUGUAAGUGGCUGUGUUGACGAUGAGCUUGCCAGACUACAGGAGCAACUACUUCAGUCAGAAAGGAACUUGGCGAGGAUUGUCUCAGGAAAUACUUGUGCUUCUGGGAGUGGAAGACGCAGGAAAAGUAAGUCGACUCCAACAAAGAAGGAAGAGAAACUCCUCAGGCAGCUGAAGCAGAUCGCAAAUCUAAUGCAAGAGGGCCGCGUGGAGGGUGCCUCCCCAGAGAUGGAGGCAGAGGAAGUUCCUUACAGUCCAGACUGGGAAGGCUUCCCAGAAGAGACCUACCGUGAGUACAAAGUACCCGAUUAUAAAUGUGAAUUAGACAGUGUGGCUUCGGAGGAGCCUGUCACCCAGCCCACUGCGGAGGCCUUGGCAGAGCGAAUGGAACAAGAGGAGGAAGAGGUUGGAGCAAGGAAACUAUCCACAGUACAAGAGGAGGAUGAAGACGAAAAGGAGGAAGGUGAGGAUGGGGAAGAUGUUUACGAAGAUCUGGAGGAGGAAGAAGAAGAGGAAGAGGAGGAGGAGAUAGCAGAGGAGGAGGAGGAGCAGGAAGAGGAGGAGGAAGCAGAAGCUGAAAAACAACUUUUGCUGGUUCCCCUUACCUCCCAGGCAACUACAAAUACACAGUGUGAGAGAUUAGGUCUGCAAGUACACAAUGACCUACAAGGUCAAAAAAGAGGGAGGAAGCAUAUUAGUUUUAAUGACCACAGAAAUGUAUUUCACUACCCAAAAGAAGAUACCUUUGAGGAGGAGGUGGAGAAGGAAGAAGAGGAGGAGGAGGCGGAGGAGGAGGUGGAAGAAAAUGAGGAUGAUGAUGUGGAUGAAGAUAAUGGUACAGAGAUAGAAGAGGAGGAGGAAGCUGAUGAGGAAGAUCCAGUGACAGAGGCGGAGAGACUUCAGUUUCGUUGUACAGAAUGUCCCAACACUGAGGAGGAGGCAGAGAAGGAAGAAACAGAAUAUUUGUCAAUGUUAGUUUUUGCAGAGAGUGACAGUAAUGUCAUCAGAGACUUUCCCAACGAGUUCAGUGGGCUGAGGAUGCGAAACAGGAGGGAGACGUAAAGUAUUUCCCUUCAAAUUAGUCUGAGCCAUUUGCCGUUAUUCAUUUGUAAAUGGAUACAUUAUAUCCAUUUAUAUGGAUAUCUUCCUCUAUUGACCAAUUGAAAUCAAGAUUAAUUUUAUAAAUUGUUUGGCACUCUUUUAAGGAAAAAAAAAAUACGAGGUAACAGAAAUUACUUGAAUCAGACAAAAAGUAAUCCAAAGUGAACCAAUGGAAACCAGACAUUGCUGUUUAGUGUUAUGGUGUGUACACUAAAUAUGGACCAGUGGAAGAAAAGAAGAUACUGUAGUUGUCUCAGGAAAUUAGAAAAUUAUAGUCAACCAAAUUUAAGGUAAAGCCUACAAGAGCAUCUCCGGACAGCUUGGUGUUCCUGUAACUAUAGCUGCACAUAUUUUUGAGAAAUGUAAAGCUCAACUGAGAAGUAAUUUUAGGAUAGUCCAAAAGAAAUAUUUCUAUGUCACAAAUAAAGUAAAGAAACCAAAUACAUUAAAGCAUGAAAAUAUCGUUUGUAUUUCGUAAAUUCGACAAAGUAAUAGUUUUUCCGAAGUGAGAACAUGAUAAGCGACAAACCCGGAAGUGAACGGCUCGACAUGGAGUGGUUCUGAGAAUCAUCGUGAGUGGAAGAACGGUCAGCUACAUAUAUAGGCUGCGGUGAUUAGCCUUGCAUUAUUCUUUGCAAUUCGAUACUGUGCUGUGCUGUAAAUUGCACACAAUGGGAUUACCUACUUGGUCCAUGUAUUCCCGCAAGCAUGUUAUAGUGGGUUGGUUUCCUCCAUUGUCAUUGCUCAGAUAGUUCUGUUGCACUAUUGGCCACACCGCAAAUGAUAUCGGCAGCAUUGUUAGUUGUUAAACCAUUAUGGAGGAUUCCCUCCAUGCACUCAUAGUUUGAAUGUUUUCGUGCAGCAUUACAUUCUUGUACGCCUUUAGUACUUUGAAUCGAAUGUUUUCAAAAACAACAGUCAGAGUUAUUAAUUGAUUGAUUCACCCACCUUUUUUUGCAAAUUCGGUUGAGAAAACAGAGGUCUUUGACACCGGCAUGAAAUUGAUUCACUUUCUGAGAAUGCAACUGUAUCUUUCUAAUGUAUUUGCCCUAUUUUUUUCUUUUGGAUACUCAAACAACUGUUUGCCUGAAAGUUAACAGUUCAUCGCCACGCAGCGCUGAGGCAUUUCGCCGAAUAACACGAUAACAAUGGCAAAGAAAGGUUAACGGGACAAUCGACAACGCAGUGCAAUGCUGACUGGUAUUUGGCAUUCUGUAAAUGACGUCAGAAUCAGGAGGAUUCAAGUUAUCUCUUUGACCAAUUUCAUCCUCAGAAGGGUGCCAGCAAUUGUGUCCACAUGUGUAUGUUAUUUUAGGGUUGGGUAAGAAAAGGCAUGUCCACCUCCCGGCCUGGAGGGCCACUAUCCUGCCUGUUUUCCAUCUCCACCGUCAGCGACGCACCUGAUUCAGACAAUCAGCUCAUCAGCCAGCACUGAAGCAGCAUUAGAACGAUCCUGAUUAUUUGAAUCAGGUGUGUUGCUCCUGGGAGAGCUGGAAAACAGGCAGGACAGUGGCCCUUGAGGACUGACUUUGGACACCCCUGGGUUAGAAGUAAGAGGUUGGGAAGAUUACCAUAACCAAGAUUUACCUCCAACUAAUACAGUACUAUAUUUGUUUUACAUGUAGAGGUAGGUUCAGUGGCUUUGUGUAAUCUUGGGAUGUGGUACAGGUUGUUAGAGCUAAAAGGCUCCAGCCUCCAUUUUCUUUUGGGGGCGGGGUGGAUUUUGCCAAGUUUUUGUGAUGGAAUGUCAUAAUUUGCAAAAAUUCACAAAGGUUUUUUUUUUCAACCAUGUCACCUUUCGGUAUGGCUGUCAGACUCAAGGCCUGGGGGCUAGAUCUGGCCGCCCCAUCAUUUUAUGUGGCCCAUGAAAGCAAAUCAAAAGUACAAAAUUGUGAAAUUGCUUUCACUUUUAAAAACAUUGUGAUGUUGUUUUGUUCCCAAGCCCUCUUUUAAAAUAAAUUCAAUUUGAAUGUUUUUUUUUUACUGGUCUGAUUUCCAAGUUAUCCAUCAAUUUGUUGCGUAUAUGUAGUAUAAGCUAAUCAUUCACAGCCAUAACGGCCCUAUGAAGGAAACUACGAUAUGGCUUGCCUCAAAGAUGACUUUGACAACAUAAGGUGUUCUGUAGCAUUCCAAAAUCCAAAUGCUAAUAAAGCAUAAUGAGUUGAGCAUAGAACCUUAAUCAACUAAUUCUAUUAUUUAAACAUAGCUUAAUGAUUAGGGCAACGUUUUCCCUAUUUUAAGAGCACAAACAUAAACAUACUCAGGUUUUAUUCGUUCACCUUUGUUGUAAUUUUCCAAGAGUGCCUAUACCAUCACACAAGUCAGACAUACGGCAUUCACUGUACGUCGUCACGAGCACUAAAAACAGAAAGUGAGAGAAGCAGGGGGAUCCGAACAUGUACCAAAAAGCAGACUUCACAGCAAAGUAUCAACAGUUUUGAAAUAGAAAUCCAAAAUGUUGGAACACAACUAAGUACAAGAAUAGCACAUCUGAUAAAGAGUUCCUCAUGAUCCACAGAAACAAUUGUGGCAUCAGAAAUUGUUCUUUGCCUUCAUCAUGAUAUUUUUUUGACAAUGAUAAAGUACAAAAUUGUUGAGAAAGUAAGCUCGCCCAGUCAGGCGCUUCUGCACUAAAUAUAUAUAUAUAUAUAUAUAAACUACAUUUUAGAUGAGGAACAUACCCGACUGCCAUAUCAGGGGAGUAUAAAAAUAUCCCAAAGACAAAGAUAGAUGCAAUAUGCAAGCAUUGAGGCUGUGUCAAAUCCAUGUCCUCCGUAAUAUUUCCAAGGGAUUUCAGACAUUGUGCCAAGUACAAUGUUACAUUUGAGGGAAAUGUAAUAUGUCCUUGAGAAAAUAAGCUCUAACCACGUCAUCAUGGAAUUGAUUCUUCUAUUUGGGCUUUUCGUCAUGUUUUUUUUUUUUUUUUUGUUUGAUUCAUGAAAACCAGCUUUGCACCCACCUACAGUUUAUGACCGUAACUCAUCAAGUGCAGGUAAAGGUGGCAAGAACAGCAGAGAGCUCACGUUACAGCCAAAGCGCCACAUUGCAGUUAGUGUUCAAAGGCACAAAAACUCAUUUACAGCAAUCUCAUCCACUACUGGCUUUAAAUUAAAGUGCACCAUUAUUCUAUACAUUCACAUAUGUGACCCAAGACACAAAAUUGUACGGUACACAGCACAGUGUAACAUGCCUUUGCCCUGCUCAGAUCCAUUAGUUUUAUGUGGAUGCUUUGUCUUUGAUGUGCUUGCAGCUCUGCAGAGCCAAAACUGUCCAGAGAACAAAACAUGUAAUAAAUACAUAAAUAACAAAAUAAAUAGCUUUUGACAUGCAUGUUAAUCUUGGAACCGUGUAAGUAUUCAUGCUUGUAGAUGUUUUUUUUUUUAUUAUUUUAACCUUGGGUUGUUUUAGUGACAGGUACAUAAAAUGUAGCCAACUCCAAAAAUGUACAAAUAUGCAAUUAUUAGUCACAUCAGUCACAAUGUUAAGCUGCUCUAGCUUGUACAUAUUAGGAACAGUGGCACACUUCAACUUCAAAAUGUUUACAAAACACAUUGAUUUCAUUGUCUUAAAAGUGGGCAACUCUUUGUGCUUGAUGCCCCACCCCCCCCCACCCACACUCACACACCCACACACACACACAAACAAUCUCUCACAUACAGGGAAAUGGUGGUUUUGGAGUUUGGACCAGCCGCAGUGUUACAUGAACAGCCCUUGAUGAGACCAUACAUGGACGAGAUGGCCUUAUUUAGGCUACCGUCUAUUCGCAGGCUAACUUGCUGUCAAAGCUGGAGAGGGCGAUGGCAAAGGCUUGAAGGGCACACAUUGGGUAGUUAUAGUCCAUGGUGAAGACGUCCUCUGCCACACGGCCAAACUGCAUCACAAUGUAGUCAGCUGAAAUGAUGGAUGAAGAUGGGAAAUAAGAACCUGAAAUUGUUGCAAUUUUGUGUAAAAGGCCCAGAGCCAUUAAAAGUCGUAACAGGAAAACACGUACUGUAAUAAAGAAUGAAUGUGAAGACCGUACAGUAUUCAAUGUUCUUUUCUAUCACAGGGGUUACUUACUUGGUGCCCAAGGACGACGAUGGGCCUGUGGGCCAGUUCACCUAUUUUAGAAUUGAUUAUCCCAUCAAUUACUCCAUCGAUUACUCUGGAGUAAUCCAGACGGGGUUACUCUGGAGUCACCAUGUACUCCAUUUCAAGUCAGAAAUUUUUGUGUCACCUAAUUUUUGUGGUCGAUUUAGCUAAGUUAAAUGAUUGUUUUUACCCCAGAUGUAAUAAUAAGGAAGGAAUAAUCAUGUCAAAUAGCCAUCCCCGCAUUUUGUCAUGAGGCGGAAGUUCCACCUACAUAAAAUCCGUUCAUUUAAUCACAGAUACAAUACAUCUAAUGGAAACAGUAUGCCGCUUUCAUGCCAGAAACAGCCGUGUUGAAUGAAUGCAGAAGAUGUCAAGAAAGCGCUAAAGAGUCAGAAUGCCACGAGGAAAAGGGAAACCGUCUCAAGGUAUGUUAUCUGAAGCGCUUGUCAUACGGGGAGCAGAAAGAUCUGUGUUCUUCUUUUCGCGUUUUGUUACUAAGCUACAGACUGUAUAUGUUGUUGUUUUGAUAUUUAGUAGACAGGCAAAUGAGAAAGAACUCGCUGGUAAUAGCAUGAUGAAGGCAGUCAUGAAGGAGUGAAUUAAUCUUUAAAAUAACAAUGUGCCAUCCCAGUUUAUAUUUACUUUAGACCACACAAUAGUUAAAAAGGGGUCAUUAUAACUUUAUUUUGGGCUAGAAUGGAUUAAUUACAUUUGCGUUUAUUUCAAUGAGAAAUAUUACUGUACCUGGAUUUAUGAAUAUUUCAAGGUAGAAAUGUGCUCACCAAACCAAUGAAGAUGGUAACUAGAGGUUUCACUGUACAUAUAUUUCCAAAUGUUUUUACUUGAUUUGAAGUAUUUUUAUUCCUUCAAGGAAAGUAACGUGGUGAACACUCUCUUGACCAGCCGCCACUGUUAAGGGCAGUCAUAUGUUACUUGUCCCUUUGCGUCAGUUUGAAAUGAUCGGGUUCUGGAAGUGAGACGUGAAUUCAAAUUCGACUUGAGUGACCAAAAACACGAUGGUUCGUGAUCCAAUUUGCUUUUUUUCAAGUUUGACAUGAUCACUCUUUAACAACUGAGGUACAUGAAACUCACGGUCAUUGUCGUGAAUGAUUUGGAAAUUUUUGACAGAGGCCUGAGUGACUCUGCCGUGGAAGUUGAGCACAUACGAUUGUGUAUCAUCAUUCCAAACUGGAGUUUUGUUAUGAAGUUCAAUCACACUCUCUGUGUUCUUGUUCUGCCACCUUGCCAGCAAUGACUCAUGGUCCUACAGUAGAAAAAGAAAACAACGGAGGUCAGUCAUAACGGUCUGCCCAAUAUGUCAACAUGUAUGUUUUAGACGUUGAACUGAUCAGCCCAGUGGCUCCUGAAAUACAUACAUUUCGUGGCCGAAUUGACACUCUCUCAUGGUCCAUAUUCAUUCCCGGGAUGAUAACGCUCAUUUUACGAGGUCCCUUGAAUCCCAAGACAUUGGUUUCCUUGGUUUGAAAGAUCAAAAUGUAGAAAGCAUUAUGACAACAUAUCAUCUAAAAUCUGUGUGAAUUAAAAAUACUUUCUUUGUAUGGCAUUGCAACACACCUUGAUAACUUCCUCUGUCAGGUGAAAAAAGUGUUAUUUUAAUGGCUUGUUGAUGGUGAGGCUACAUUUUCACCGUGGUCCCAGUGGUCAAAAUAGCCUCAUUUGUCUGAAAUGUACUGUUUGUGGGAUUUUGCCCGUUACUUUUCUCAUCAUUCAAUGUUUAUGGCCCGGAUAAAGUCAAAUGAAGCUACCUUGCUGGGCCAAUAAAUGUAUGACAACCUUCAUUUUGUGGCAAUAACCACUUCACUAAUCCAUCACUUGUUCUCAAACAUGGUGUUAACAUACACCCUGCAGUGUCCUUAUUGUCAGAUAACUCACUCACUCACUCACUCACUCACUCACUCACUCACUCACUCACUCACUCACUCACUCACUCACUCACUCACUCACUCACACAUUCACCAUUUUAAGUAUGUAGGCGGCGAGCGUGAAACGCCAGCAGUAAUUGCUUGCCGUCACACGACAGACUACCUCCAAGUUUUGAUAUGCAUGAUUAUGCACUGUCAGGCUUCGUCACAUUCACCGUUUUACCGCAGCAAAUGUUUUAACAUUUUAACCGUUUCACUCACUCUGUAAUCUGACAUGAUAAACUGUCCACUGUAGUAACCGCUGUCCCUUAAAGGGUUUAAAAUCACACUUGGCCUCUACUGCAAUAAUGACUGGACUGACGUUCGCCCAUCUUGCGCCCCCGUGUUGGCUUACAACCAUCAAAUUCCGGCCGCAGUGGCCUAAAACGGGGCUGCCGUGGCUAAUAUAGUACCCUUAGUUCAUCAGCAGACACGCAAAACAAUCUUCACUUCUUAAUGGACAGUUGUCGGAGAAGUUGAAGAAGAACCUGACACAUUUUGAAGAUCUGCAUUCUUGCUAUUUGAGUUACUAUUCGAUGUUUCACACAACCCUAGGCACCUUAUAAAAUACUUGUUCCAUUUUCAUUGGCAUCUCUCUGUUCUCUACCGAAUACCAUUGUAAUUGUCCAACCUUUUCAAAUAAAAUACUCGAGAUAAAUGGAACCUGAAAGGAACUCACAGUGCCUCGGAAGGAUAAAAAGAUAAGACAAACGGAACUCACAUAGCAAAUGGCCGCGAGCUCCUGGCGCAUAUUGCAGUCUUCAAGGCUGCUCGUGGUCUUCAUAGGGUUCAGGCCACUGUCAUAUACAGUGAACUUGGUGCCCAUGAGGUUUGACCUGCAAUGCAUUUCAACAAGUACGUUCCUUACUGCUUCUUUAACGCAAGGGAAAUUCAUUUUAUCUGAAGCGUUGAAGACCUUUGCACGCCAUCAACAAGAGUCUUAAGAUUCCCCAUAACGCUUGUCACUUCGUUCAAUGCUUGCACCAUCAAUAGCAGGCAUGUUUAUUCAUAUUCCUUGUACAGGAAUGCAUAGAGCAGCGCAAUAUCACACAAGAAAUACAUUCAUCAUCAUGAUGAUGGCAUUGCGCAUGAUGACACAAAGUGCUUUAUUCAAAGCAUUCAGAUUGAAUGGCUACAAAGAGGGAUGUAUAUUUAUAUGCACUGUUGGGGUGAAGUGACUGUUGCCAUGACUGAGGUUUUGACGCGCCACUUUGAAAAGGGCAGAAUGUGAAAACGUAAAAUGGAAUGAAUGACCUUUAACCCAACUGAUCUGGAUAAGCAUGAUUGUGAAUAGAAUAGAAUGCAGAACCAUCAGAAGAACUUCCACCUGCAAUUCCUGAUGGCUUUGUAACUAGCAUUCUUUGUGACUAGCAAAGACAAGUUCCUCCAGCCUGAGGUAAGUUUAUGAUUAUGCAACGCUUGUGCAUAAAUGACUAGAAAGCAGUUCUGUGACAGCAUGACAAUCUUAUUUCAAAUGAAAUGUCAUAAUGGUUAUAUGAAGGAAGGGAAUGACAUUAUGUGAUAUCACAGUAUUUUGGGGGCGGAGCCAAAUUAGUUGUCAUUGCUACGGUGCGAAAACCUCCUUCCGAGGCAUCAGUCAGACUUAUCUGACCUCAAAUUCAAGCAUUUUGUUGUUGGUUAUCCUCCACAGAAUGUAAACACGUGCAUUUCUAUUAAUGUUAACUCUGGAAGCAUGACAAUCAUUUAAAUCCUCAAAUGUGUUAAAGACAGCCGAAAGCUUUCUGCAAAUGUAUUAGUCAAUUAGUGCUUGCAAUUUCUCGUUAUUUUAGCCCAAUGGAUGGACAAGGGGACGGAGACCACAAUGGUCCGAAUCGUAAGUACCCGAUAAACAGGAUUUAUAUUUCCGUUUGGUGUCCAUUGUCACCCACAGGCUUUAAUUGUCUUCCAGGCCACCAUAUUCACAUUCCAACAGAAGAUCAACCACCGAAUGGAGACAAUAAUGACAUGGAAUUUAUCUUCCUCUUGCAUAUUAUCAUAAAUCAUCAUAUGAGAGUCUUCAGACAAAACCAAAUUGGCUUUGUCAAUGAAAACAUUGUAAAUGUCCACAUUGAAAAUCACGCUGAUCACAUUAACCAUAUCAUUGAAGAGAAUGAAGAUGAUUCGGACAGUGAUUUUGCAGCUGAGGUUCAGAUGGUGGUCAGCCAGGAAGAGGACGAGGAAGAAGAAGAAGAACCUCAGCCAGGACCAUCGAGAAAGCGAUCUCGGGAUGACGCCGAACAGGAAGAAGAAAUAAAAACGAGGAAGCGUUCUAGGUGGUGGCACGAGUUUGACAACACUUCUGACAGCAGUUCGGAUUUAGAUAACGAUGAAGAACCUCUACUUGGUAGAUCAGAGGGAAGGUCAACAGAUCAAAUGGAUUCUGAAGAUAUUGAAUCACUUAAAAGUAUCCAUGAACUUGCUAAAAACUCUAGUGACCUGGCUAAGGAAGGAGAAGGGUCCAGAGAGAGUGAAGACCCCGGUGGGCAAGAAGCAAAGAAGAAUUUUCUCGCUGGAACUUCAGGGAUGUACUUGAAUGAUAAGGUCGGACACCGGUUUGAGACAAAAGGCAAGAAAUAUUUCCAGUGGUGGCACGGAGUUGAGGACAACAGCUCGGACAGCAGCAGUGACUUAGACGUCGAAGAAAAUCCUCUGCCGCCUGAUUCUGAAACGAAGUCAAGAGAUGACUUGGAAUCAGUCGAAGAAGAUAGAGAGAACGAUUUAACAUUGCAGGAUGACGUCUCACCGAUGCCUAAUUGUGUCCAUCAGCUCACACGGAGCAUGAAAGAUACUGAUCUAAUUGAGGAGGGACACACUUCCGUGGAAGACAUAAGUUGUGGUGCUCAGGAGACGGAAGAGCAUCCAGGACCGGGACCAUCAAAGAUGAGUUGAGGUUUGACAUUACUUUGUCAGGAUGGUUUGACGAUAAAAGAUCAAAUAGAAGCACAGACUUCGUUUUAAAAAAGUAAAUAAAAAUACCCUCUGCUUGAUGGAUCUUGGAAAAGCUCAGAGAAUCUAGAAGAUGAAACAUGCCAAUGAAUAUGAAGUGGCCGUCUUGCUCCCAGCUCUCUGUAAAUCAUCAUGCUCGAGGGGAGGGCCUCCACGGAGAGGAAAAAAGGUUUGGGUGAGCGCGAAGCAAUGGAUGACCUGCGGCCGACAGAGGUGGACAGAAAGCAAUGGCAAAGGAAGACAGAAAGCCGAUGAGGAGUUUCACUGCUGAAUGACACUCAAACGGCAUGAUCAAGACGCUAGGGUAGAAUUGUGUCAGAGAGAUGAGCUCACACUGGCACUCAUAUCAUUUCAGGUUAAAAGAGGCCACACCUCGUCACACUCAGUUCUGUAUGGCAAAGCGUUGGGCUAUGACUGACAGACAAUGUGGACAGUUGUGUUCAGGCCUUGACCUUAAUAUAUUUUGGAUCAAUGUUUUACAUGUCAGUUACCUGUGCAGCAAUCUAAUCAAUAGAAAAUGGUUACUCACAUUUUUUUGUGAUUUUAAAUGUAGCCCUUUAUUGGGCAGCAACCCAUAGUUAGUAAACUGAAUGGGAUGUUCAAAAUAAAUCCUGCACACUUCACAAUGAGGCAGAAUGAUUUCAGUGAUGACCUAUGCUGUAAAAAAAUAUAUAUGACAUAGGAAGAAUAUAUAAUUAUCACAGAAAAAAUCUGCAAAAUUGGUCUUAAUUUUAAUGUACUUGUACUACAAACACUGUUUGAUAUUUGGAAUUUGCUAUAUUUUCUCUCAGGUUAAUUACGUUGGUUGUCAAUUAAAUCACCAACUUCUGCAUCUUUAUCUCAAUAACACUUAGUCAAAAAAUGUCAAAUAAUUAUAUUUAUUUAUUUAUUGAUUUUGUGGGUGUUUGUUUCGUCGCCCAAAACUGGAUAAUCUCCGCUUUAAUGCGGUUUCAGCCAGACUUCUGCAAAAAGUGUACUUGACCAUCAAAGCAUGAAAUUCCAGUGUUUCACAAUUACACAUCAAUCUUGGGUUAGUUUAGCAAUUAGCAUGGCUUCUCCGUCUUUCCCCAACAUCCUUUAGUGAGAACCGUGGUUGUCAGAAGUGUAGCAUAUUCGCCAUCACAGAGGCAGUGAUUACUGACUCAGGGGUGAAUCAGCAAGUUACUUUGUAACUAGAGAGUCGUAAGUUUCGACUUCCCUCGUGCAUGCCUCAACUACGGUACGUCCCAGCCUAGAUAAUGCAAGCGCAUUGCGUCUCAUCCACAUGCGUCCAGCCCAGCAAAGCUCUUUGGGAUCCGUGAGUGCGAUUUGUAAAAAUUAUAUAAUGUGUUGAAAAUGGCUUGCUUUCUUUGACGAUGCAAUGUUAAUUUUUGAACAAGCAUGCCGUUUUUUGUGGUCUCCUGAAAAGUGAGUAUUUUGGACAUGGAUUUUACCCGACAUCAACCAUAUGGAUAUUGAGAAACGGCACCCUGAAAAGAUGAAUUGUCUGCUAAAAAUGAUGAAAUAGGACUACAAUGCUGCUUGAUGAAAUGCUACAUAGGAUGUGAGGAAAAGUGGUCCGGAAACUGGAUGGAUGGGUGGAUGGAUGGAUGGCUUGUGACUCCAUAUCAACAUAUAGGAUAAGGCUUUAAUACGUCAUGGCAUCAUGACAUCAUGACAUCAUGGUUGGACCGCUCCUGGAUUUUGUUAUUUUAAUUGAAUCAUGAACAGUGGGUGAAUGAAAAUGUACAUAAAGCGUUCAAAUGCCAGAUUAUUUUUGUAUAAAAAUAAUGAAACCAAGAUAAAUCAUGUCCAGUUUUGUACACUAUUAAUGUGUAGAAAAAAUGUGAGAGAGGGAGUAGAAAUAACAAGUGAGAUCAUCAGAUUCAACCUCAUCUGCCACCAUUGAAAA
Hippocampus zosterae (dwarf seahorse) is the source of this 12415-nucleotide messenger RNA. It is a transcript of the gene ric3a, whose product is annotated as RIC3 acetylcholine receptor chaperone a. Gene Ontology annotation, biological process: protein localization to cell surface; synaptic transmission, cholinergic. Lineage: Eukaryota; Metazoa; Chordata; Actinopteri; Syngnathiformes; Syngnathidae. Bases 80 to 1546 code for a protein of 488 amino acids. Gene Ontology annotation, cellular component: neuron projection; neuronal cell body; intracellular membrane-bounded organelle. The record is from RefSeq and is a predicted model, not a curated record. The transcript has 6 exons.